CUUUUUGUCCUUAAAUUGUAUUGCGUAAUUGAUAAUUAUGCAAGGAUGCAGUAGCCAACAAUGAUUAAAGAGAUAUGUUAGCUAGUGCUGAUUAAACACUUGAGGUACAUACGAGCGUUGUGUUUGUACGCUGGGGAAAAUGCAUAAGGUCAGUCAACUGUGUCGUUGCCGACACGUCCGUGUGCAGGAAAGUGAGAAAAGGAAACUAGUUUGUCGUAACUCCUGCUUCAGAUAUCACCGGCGGUACUGCAUAACCUCCUAGCUGCUCAUCACUAGAUACGAGGAUCACGUGACACAUGAGUAUCGUAAACGACAACCGAAUCGUCGCGACGGUCGAACAUCCGCCGCACGUGCGCAGUCAUAUAGAGGGAGGACGUCAGCAGCACACGCACUUACACCGUCCAAUCGGUUUUUGUUGUCUGCCCAAACUAGCCAGUUUGAUAAGUCAGCCUCUUGUAGGAUACCUUUUUUAUUUCUUUAUUGUCCCUACAUUGUUGUUAUUGUUUCAGUUUUGUUUCACCGUUCAUAAAGCUUAUCUUCGUCCGUUUUCAUUCUACAGCUUCGUUUACACAGAUGAACGUUAACAUCGGUGGUGUCGUCUCGGUAGCUCUAUUUUACUGUCUGAUCCUGGCUGUUGGCAUAUGGGUAGGAUGGAAGCAAAAACAGAAGUUAAAGUUGGCCCAAAGUGGCGCCAACCGGUCAGAGAACAUUAUGCUGGCCGGACGUGACAUGGGAUUAUUUGUUGGAGUUUUGACUAUGACGGCCACCUGGGUGGCAGGAGGUUACAUCAACGGAACUUGCGAAAGCGCUUUCACCGGUGGCUUUCUCAAAUGCUCCACAAUGGCUUUUGGGUAUUCCAUGAGCCUUUUACUUGGUGGAAUGUUUUUCGCCAAACCGAUGCGCAUGGCUCAUGGAGGUCGAGGAUACGUUACCAUGCUCGAUCCAUUCCAGGAGAAAUACGGAUCCCGUGUUGGUGGGCUAUUGUUUUUGCCUGCCUUGUGUGGAGAGAUAUUCUGGUCUGCCGCUAUCCUCUCAGCUCUAGGAUCCAUUUUCACCGUUAUGCUGGGACUGGACAAUACUCUUUCAAUAAUUAUCAGCGCGGCUGUAGCUGUUACCUACACACUGUUUGGUGGCCUUUACAGUGUUGCCUAUACGGACGUCAUUCAGCUUGCCUGUGUCCUCUUUGGCUUGCUUUUUUGCAUUCCGUUUGUCUGGACUCAUCCAGCCGUUAACCAUGAGGCCAUGAGCCAAGUUGAUUGGCUGGGCACAGUUCCACUCUCUUCCGUCGGAAGCUACAUUGACAUUUAUCUUCUCAUCAUCCUAGGUGGCGUUCCAUGGCAAGUGUACUUUCAGCGAGUAUUAGCUUGUCGAUCUCCUCAACAGGCGCAGUACUUAUCCUACAUUGCUGCCUUGGGCUGCCUUAUCCUGGCCGUCCCACCGGCCAUUCUGGGUUCCGUUGCUCGUGUUGCCGAUUGGAAAAACGGAACGGUAUAUGGCCAAGAUAUCACGACACCCGAAGAGAUUAAAUCGAUUCUUCCGUUAAUUCUUCAAUACCUGACGCCGAAGUGGGUAUCGUUUAUCGGUCUCGGCGCCGUGUCGGCAGCUAUCAUGUCUUCGGCAGACUCAACUGUCUUGUCUACUAGCUCAAUGUUUGUCCAUAAUAUCUACAAAACCGUAUUUUUCCCCAAAUCUUCCGAGCACCAUUUAGUCUACGUUAUGUGGGUUUCGAUCGUCGUAUCAGCAGGUCUAGGCACUGUAAUGGCCAUAACAGUCAACACUAUCUAUGGACUGACAUAUCUGUGCGCCGAUGUGGUCUACGUGGUUCUAUUCCCUCAACUCCUCCUUGUCAUUUACGCAGGAGACUAUACCAACACUUACGGAUGCAUAACUGCGUUCGUAACAGGCUUUACCCUCAGGGUUUUAAGCGGGGAACAACUUCUAAAUCUUCCAGCAGUCAUAAAAUUUCCAUUCUACGACGAACAAACUGGAGAACAACGAUUUCCUUUCCGCACGUUUUUAAUGCUUGCAUCAAUUGCAAUCCAGUUGAUUGUAUCAGCUGUCGCCAAAAUUGUCUUCCGUCGGGGCUAUUUGUCUCCAAAGUAUGAUGUCUUCAAGUGCUUUGAUGGCAGUAGGUCAAUCAGCGUUGCGAUUGACAGCAAAUUAAAUCCAGGUGAUGCUAAGGAUAUUGAUGAGGAGACGUUCUUUUUGAACGAUUCCCAACCCAUUCCUCUACGCGAAAGCUCAAGAUGAUCGUGUGAUGGCAUGUGUAAUUGCACAUCAUAAUUUUAAUGCAAUGUGAAGCCAAUUGGGUAAUCCAGAGCUUAAUUUGUUACUGUGUUUAAUAUACGGAAAUGUUAAGAAAUGA
Messenger RNA from Daphnia carinata, 2365 nucleotides. RefSeq names its product high-affinity choline transporter 1-like. Gene Ontology annotation, cellular component: plasma membrane. The transcript is spliced from 11 exons. Gene Ontology annotation, biological process: transmembrane transport; acetylcholine biosynthetic process; choline transport. The record is from RefSeq and is a predicted model, not a curated record. Gene Ontology annotation, molecular function: choline:sodium symporter activity. The coding region runs from base 574 to 2250 and encodes 558 amino acids. Lineage: Eukaryota; Metazoa; Arthropoda; Branchiopoda; Diplostraca; Daphniidae.